CCCUGGAUUCCUUACGCUGGUCGCCAUUUUGUGAAGACUCUGCUGUUGUGUCCGGCAGUCGAACCUGCGUUUAUAUCGCAAUACAUAAGAACAAAAAGCGCCAGAGCCAGUUAUCUUCCUAAAGGAAAGUGAAUCUUAUCGUAUGUCCGCUAUCCAGAACCUCCAGACUUUCGACCCCUUUGCUGAUGCAACUAAGGGUGAUGACCGUCUCCCGGCUGGGACUGAAGACUACAUCCACAUAAGAAUACAGCAGCGGAACGGCAGGAAAACACUGACUACAGUUCAGGGAAUUGCAGAUGACUAUGACAAGAAAAAAUUAGUCAAGGCCUUUAAAAAGAAAUUUGCCUGCAACGGCACUGUGAUUGAACAUCCGGAGUAUGGUGAAGUGAUCCAGCUGCAGGGCGACCAGCGCAAGAAUAUCUGCCAGUUCCUUACUGAGAUUGGCCUGGCGAAAGAAGAACAGCUGAAAGUCCACGGAUUCUAAAUGCAGCAGCGUCGUUCCCCUGCCCCUCAACUCUGUUUAAUGCAUAGCAACCCCUGUAGAGUUUCUUAGAAUGGUGACUUCUCAUUUGACUAAUUUCCUGUACUUUGAGAACAGGGUGAACAGCUGUAUACACUCAGUGACCACUUUAUUAGGUAUACCUGCUAGCAAAUGCAAACAGCCUGCUUCUCCAAACAGCAUCCUUUAUAAAGCACACAGAGGGCAUCAAGAAGUCGUUAGUUGGACUAAGCUGUAGAAUGGGAAAGAAGUGUGAUCUGAGUGACUUAACGCGGCUUGAUGUUGAUUCCAGCAUCUCAGAAACGGCCACCCUCUUGGGAUUUUCACAUACUGCUGUGGCUAGAGUUUACAGAGAAUGGUACAAUUACAAAAAAACAUCCAAUCAGCAGCAACACUGUAGGUGAAAACCUCUUGUUGAUGUGAGAGGCCAAACUAGCUUGGCCAGAAUCAUUGACACUAGCAGGAAGUCUACAAUUGCGAAAAUAACAGCUUGAUACCACAGUGCUGGGCAGAAAGGCAUCUCUGCACACAACUCGUCAAAUAUUGAAACGAAUGGGCUACAUGAGCAGGAGACCAUGCCAGGUCCUACAACAAUGUAGUUUUAAACCUACAGUUCAAACUUCUCUAGAAUGAGGAUUUACAAUUCAGGUGGUAUUUAUUGAAAUUUGUGUGCGAGUGUGUUUUCUUGGCAUUCAUUGGGCCCCUUAGUACCAUUCAAGGGUUAUUUUGAACACAGUAGCGUCACUAAGCCGUGCGUUCCUUCAUGGCCACCGUCUUCCCUUUUUAGAUGUAUACUUUCCAGAAGGAUGAUGUGCCAUGUCACAGAGUUUGUAUCAUCUCAGGGUGGUUCCUUGAACAUGACUCAGAAUUCACUACCCUCAGUUCCCCUUCCCAAACCCCAGAUAUCAUCCCGAAUAGACGUAUGACUGGAACAUCUGCAGGAAGUCCAAGAUGAUACAAGUCUGCAUGGACCAAAAUAUUUCCAGCAGUUUCUUGAAUCCAUGCCCUGAAAAAACUAUGGCUAUUCUGAAGGCAAAGGGAGGUUGUGGGGUGGGAGGGUAUAAUACUUGGUCUUAGGCAGGUGCACCUAAAAAAAUGGCCGCUGAAUGUUUGUGGUCAACGGAAGCAGGAGAAUGUCCUCCGUUUUAUUUUAUUUGUAUAUUGCUUCUGAAUCAAGAUUUAAUGCCUCACUUUUUGUAAAAUGGUUAAAUAAAUUGAGUAACUAACA
Brienomyrus brachyistius is the source of this 1727-nucleotide messenger RNA. RefSeq names its product eukaryotic translation initiation factor 1 (gene eif1). Gene Ontology annotation, biological process: translational initiation. The record is from RefSeq and is a predicted model, not a curated record. Lineage: Eukaryota; Metazoa; Chordata; Actinopteri; Osteoglossiformes; Mormyridae. The coding region runs from base 143 to 484 and encodes 113 amino acids. Gene Ontology annotation, molecular function: ribosomal small subunit binding; translation initiation factor activity; RNA binding. The transcript is spliced from 4 exons. Gene Ontology annotation, cellular component: eukaryotic 43S preinitiation complex.